Molecule: messenger RNA, 1915 nt
Organism: Pangasianodon hypophthalmus (striped catfish)
Lineage: Eukaryota; Metazoa; Chordata; Actinopteri; Siluriformes; Pangasiidae
Gene: acadl
Product: acyl-CoA dehydrogenase long chain
Exons: 11
Coding region: 100-1407 (435 amino acids)
Biological process (GO): carnitine metabolic process, CoA-linked; long-chain fatty acid catabolic process; fatty acid beta-oxidation using acyl-CoA dehydrogenase
Cellular component (GO): mitochondrion
Molecular function (GO): flavin adenine dinucleotide binding; long-chain fatty acyl-CoA dehydrogenase activity
Source: RefSeq, a predicted model, not a curated record
CUCUCUCUCCCUCCAUGUGUGGCAAGCUUCACACUCUUCAGUGCAUAACUACAGCUACAUUUGUUACACACACAGCACACAGACGCUAUAAAGUAGUCCAUGAUGUUGUCCAGAUGUGUGAGCAGUUUCCUGUGCAGGAUUAAAUCAGCUCCAGUGCCUCUGUGCUGCAGAAUGCAGUACUCACAGCACCUACAGGGUGACACGCCUGCCCCCUUUCGCCCCGAGACCUCGAUGGCCAAGACGAUGAUGGACAUCGGGACACGGCGGAUUUUCUCUGAGGAACAUGACCUGUUCAGACAGAACGUCCGGCGGUUCUUUAAGGAAGAAGUGGUUCCUUAUCACACAGAGUGGGAGAAGGCAGGCGAGGUCAGUAGGGAGGUCUGGGAGAAGGCGGGCCUGCAGGGGCUGCUGGGUAUUUACACUCCUGCUGAACAUGGCGGGGUCGGCGGAGACCUGCUCUCUGCUGCCAUUGUGUGGGAGGAGCAGAUGUACUGUAACUGUUCAGGUCCUGGUUUCUCUCUGCAUUCGGAGAUCGUGAUGCCGUACAUCAGCCAUUAUGGCUCGCAGGCUCAGAUCGAGCGCUUCCUGCCCCAGAUGGCUGCUGGGAAAUGCAUCGGCGCCAUCGCCAUGAGUGAGCCGGGGGCGGGCAGUGAUCUGCAGGGAGUGAAGACGUAUGCUCGGCGUGAUGGCACUGACUGGAUCCUCAAUGGAAAUAAGGUGUUUAUCACUAACGGGUGGAUGAGUGAUCUGGUCAUUGUUGUUGCUGUAACAAAUCGUGAAGCGAAAUCAGCAGCUCACGGUCUCAGUCUGUUUCUGGUGGAAAGCGGCACCAAGGGCUUCGCCAAGGGACGUAAACUUGAUAAGAUUGGCCUCAAAGCACAGGACACAGCAGAGUUGUUCUUUGAGGAUGUACGCCUCCCAGCUGACGCUCUACUCGGAGAAACUAACAAAGGUUUUUACUAUCUCAUGAAUGAACUGCCUCAGGAGCGGUUGAUAAUAGCAGCAAUGGCUCUGGCCAGCUGUGAGUUUAUGUUUGAGGAGACUCGGAAUUACGUGACUCAGAGGAAGGCCUUUGGAAAAACCAUCGCUGACCUGCAGACAGUUCAGCAUAGAUUAGCUGAGCUGAAGACGGAGAUCUGUGUGGGUCGAGCUUUCAUUGAUAACUGUCUCCAGCUGCAUAGUGAGAGGAAGCUGGACUCCAGCACUGCCUCCAUGGCGAAAUACUGGGCAUCAGAGUUACAGAAUAAAGUGGCCACUCAGUGUCUGCAGCUGCAUGGUGGGUGGGGCUACAUGUGGGAAUAUCCAAUCGCCAAAGCCUUCGUGGACGCUCGUGUGCAGCCCAUCUACGGCGGAACCAAUGAGAUCAUGAAGGAGCUGAUCGCUCGCGCCAUCGUCGGACACAGAUAGACGAGCGCUGAGCUGAGGGAUCAGAUGGAUCGGAGCGAGACACGGAGAGAAGCUGGUUUGUGGGGUUUUUGUCUUUGGUUUGGUGACUGAUCAGUGCCAUGAUGUACAUGUAGCUAAGAAAAGCUGAUCAAAUAGCAAAUAAUACAUUUUCUUGGAGAUCAAGUGACACAAUUUUGAUCAUUUCUUUUCCUGUUUGGUUUGAAUAAAUUUACUUUAUAAUACACCAUGUAAUAAAUAGAUAUGAAAAAAACUUGCAUCACAUGAAGGUUUAGUCACAUGGUUAGACAUAUUUUAAAUGACAACAUUAUAUAAAUUUUAUAGAAAUUUAAUGUAAUAAUCAAAAAUACAAAUGAUCUGUGUGUGAAUUGGUGCAUUGAGUAACAGGACCAUGUCCUAAAAGGGCUCAAAAAUCCUUGUAAUGUAAUGUAAUGUAAAUGUAAAUUACAUUUGAUUAUAAAUCAAUCAAAAACCCUGUGCAUAUUUUACCUUAUAAAUAAUUGCACCUUUA